AUGUUCUCAUCACAGAAAAGGCUGAACAAAGUUCACAUCCUAAUCGUACUGGCAAUCCUCUCGGUGCUCGCCACGGUGCUCGUGCUGUUAGACUUCAGCGAUACCAGCGUGCUUAUUGACUCCCUCAAGCACUACGAGCAAGUACAGGCCGCCAGUCAGAAGGAGAACCAUGCUUCAGGUAGCCCCCGCCCACCGCAUCAGGGCCAAAAUACCUGGUACGGGAAUAUUUGGCAGAAAUUGCAGAAGAAACAGUAUUGCAAGUGGGAGUUCUCGCAUUACGAGGCGAGCGAAUACGAGGAGCAAUGGUUUUCGAUCAUCCACGAGGCCCAGCACGACAUUUGCUCCGUAGUCGCGCGACCCGAGCACGCCGAGAAGAGCACCAACAUUGUCCGGCGAAUCGAGAGCCUCCUACGCCUCGACCCCAACAUCACAUGGACCGAUUUCGACACGAUGCCCCACACCGAGCCGGUCCCGGAGGACCGUCUCUUCUCGCGCAUGCACUACCACCGGAAAUGCUACGACGACAAGCUGGCAGCCUUCCGCCCGUCCGCGGGCCGCGGCGUGCAGCUCAUCGAGCCGUUGUGGGGGAUGCUGCGCGACCCCUUUGACCCGUGGUGCGGCGCAAAGCGGCUGACGAUGCCGGGCUGGGACAGCCGCCACGAGAACCAGAGCAAAGAGGCCAUCAUGCCGAUGGGCUUCGCGCCCUAUGCAUACGACGCGGCGGCCACCUCGGCCAUCGGGCUCGACGACCACAGGAGGGCGCACCUGUGGAGGACACACGGCGUGCCGCCGUGGCACUCGCACCUGACCCCCAGCCAGGACCCCCGCGGCGGCGGCAUGACGGUGUUUGAGAAGCCGCGCAACGUCUUUGUGGACCUCGGCUCCUCGUACUUUGAGGGCUGGGCCGGGCCCGGCGGCACCGCCGCGAGCGGGCGGUGGUUCUACGACACGUACCACGCCCGCGGGCGGCCGUUCGACACCUACGUCGCCGUCGAGGUCGAGAAGCUCGACCCGACGCUCGUCCAGUCCCAGCUGCCCCCCGAUCUCGUCGGCAUCUACAACCUGAUCAACAUCCCGCUGACCAUGGACAAGGGCGACAAGCUCAACGCCGUGGAUCUCUUCAAGCGCAUAUCCAAGCCGGGUGACUUUUUCGUCCUCAAGCUUGACAUUGACUCGGCCCCGAUCGAGGUACCGAUCAUCAAGAACCUGCUGGCUGACAACCCUGAGAACGGCGGUGCUAGUGCUAAUAUUGAUGAGUUGAUGGUUGAGCACCACGUUGUUUAUCCGCCCAUGACUGGCCCCGAGCCUUGGCGCCCAUGGGGGGAUCUCGACCCUGCUGUUUCUGGUGACUUGGCUUACUCCUAUACCUUCUUCCGCGAUUUACGCAAGAAGGGUAUUCGAUCACAUAGUUGGCCUUAG
Molecule: messenger RNA, 1419 nt
Organism: Diaporthe batatas
Lineage: Eukaryota; Fungi; Ascomycota; Sordariomycetes; Diaporthales; Diaporthaceae
Exons: 2
Coding region: 1-1419 (472 amino acids)
Source: RefSeq, a predicted model, not a curated record